AUGCUGUUGAAGCACUUUCUCUUCUUUACGAUUCUAUCGUGCGACUUGGUCGCUGCAUUUCCAAGCCCAUUGGAAGACUCACACGGCAUACUGAUAGCUCGCAACGAUAACGACUGCGGCAGUGAGGCCAAGUGGGAAAGCGGCAGAAGGGCUUGUGUCUGUACCAAGUCGCGCGACUUGAUUUACGACCCGGGGUCCAAGAAAUGUUCAUGUCCUGCUGAUGCCACAUGGAACGAGAUGAACAGCAGGUGCGAACAAAAAGGCUGCGGCAAGGAUGCUGUAUUCGACCAGAAACAAAAUGAGUGCGUCUGCAGAGAAAAGGGCAAGCGUUUUGACAAAAAGACCAAGACUUGCGGUUGUCCACUUGGGCAUGUCUUGGACGGGGAAGCCUGUCUUCCCGACUGUGGUAGAGACGCCGAUUGGAAUCGAAAGAUUCAACGCUGCCAUUGCAAGCUGCCCGGCAUGAAGUUCAACGACGGCACCAAGACUUGCAGCCCCGGCGCCGAAACCAAGUGGAAGAGCAAAUCGUGCAUUCUGAAAUGCGGCAAGGAAGCUAAAUACGACGGCAAGGAGAAGAAAUGCAAGUGCAAAACCCCCGGCAUGGUGUUCAACGACAAGACCCGGACUUGCGGCUGCCCCGACGGCAAGCACUGGAACGGACGGCAAUGCACCCAAGCCUGCGGCAAGGAUUCUAGCCAGGACGGACACUCCGACGGUUGCCGGUGCCAGAACGGCAUGGUCUUUGACGUCAAGGACAGCACUUGCAAAUGCCCUGCCGGCACGGCCUGGAACGGCUCCAAGUGCCGCACCGACUGCGGAAACGAUGCCGACUGCAGCAAAAAGAACGCCAAUCACAAUUGCAAAAAGACCGGGCGGGUAUUUUCCAAAGAAACCGAGACUUGCGUGUGUCCUGGCGGCCAGACCUGGACGGGCCAUCGAUGUGAAGCCGCACGCAACUGCGGGUCAGAUGCUUGGUACAGCGAAAAGAAGAAGCUCUGUGUGUGCACACUGCACGGCCAGGUUUUUGACGCGGUUGACAAGGCGUGCAAGUGCCCCAGGGAUACAGUGUGGAAUGGUCGCCAUUGUUGGAAGGACUGCGGAUCGGAGGCCCAUUAUGAUAAGAGCAGGAAUAGCUGCGUGUGCCGGGAUCCGGGGAUGAGCUUUGACAGGCGCAGGAAGUCUUGUGAUUAG
This is a messenger RNA of Ustilaginoidea virens, 1191 nucleotides long. RefSeq lists its product as uncharacterized. Bases 1 to 1191 code for a protein of 396 amino acids. Lineage: Eukaryota; Fungi; Ascomycota; Sordariomycetes; Hypocreales; Clavicipitaceae. The record is from RefSeq and is a predicted model, not a curated record. The transcript has a single exon.